Messenger RNA from Acanthamoeba castellanii str. Neff, 1125 nucleotides. RefSeq names its product CBS domain containing protein. The transcript has a single exon. The record is from RefSeq and is a predicted model, not a curated record. Bases 1 to 1125 code for a protein of 374 amino acids. Lineage: Eukaryota; Discosea; Longamoebia; Acanthamoebidae.
AUGGAGGGGCUGCAUGGGAGGCAGAACGACUUCAUGGCCUUCUCCUCCCUCUCGUCGGUUGUGGAGAAGGCUCCGCCCAUCGUCUGGAUCGCGCCUCAGGCCUCAAUCGCCGCCGCCUGCGAGCUGAUGAAGGCUCAUCAUUUCCUCUCCCUUCCCAUCUACGAUGAAGUUAAACGUCGCAUCCUCGGGCUGGUCGACAUACUUGACGUCUGUGCCUACCUCUGUUGGGGUACGAUGCACUUCUUCAGCGAGAACACCGAGGCGCAGUCCGAUCGCGAGCUGAAGGCCAAGAUGAGCGAGGUAGCCAUCGUCGAGGUGCUCAACGCCAAGCCACAGCACGGCCGGCCUUCGCUGGUGGUGAAGCGCCACCUCGAGCCCGUAUGCUCGCUGCUGGACCAGAUGGCGCAGGGGCUCCAUCGCGCGCUCGUGCGGGUGUGGCCCGAGACCGAAGAGGAGGAAAAAGAGGGCAGCCAGCGGCUCGAGUACUAUCGCAUGGCGGCCCAGAUCGACGUGGUGCGCUUCCUGGUCGACCACAGGCGCAACCUCAAUUACCACCUCAUCACCAGCAACAUCACCGCCCUCGAUAUGGUCGGCCCCGCGCCCGCGCCCGCGCCCGUCUCAACGUCGUCCCCUCCGUCGACCACGCAGAGCGCCGUGCGGACCCUCAUCUACUCAGUCGAGGAGGGCAGGACAGCGCUGGAGGCCUUCCGCACGCUGGCCCUGUCGGGCGUCCACGCCAUCGGCAUCAUCGGCGUCGGGAGCACAGGCCAGGGUCGCCUGCUGUACAACCUGUCGGCGUCGGACCUGCGCGGCAUCACGCCCGACACGGUCCACCUGCUGCGCGAGCCGGUCGAGGUCUACCUGGAGCGGGUGCAGGAGAGCGCCCCGACCUCGAGGCCCAGGAACCUGGUCACCUGCACGCCUGACGCGACGCUGAUCGAGGUCAUGGAGCUGGUCCUGCGCUCUCGCGUCCACCGCGUGUGGGUGAUCGACCAGCAGCAACGGCCGCUCGGCCUCAUCACCCUCACUGACAUCCUCUCCAAGUUCGCCUCCUUCGACUACGCCCGCGCCCAGGCCGCCGCGACCAAGACCAUCGUCCCGCUCUCCCUCUCUUCGCCUCACUGA